This is a messenger RNA of Aspergillus heteromorphus CBS 117.55, 686 nucleotides long. Its product is annotated as class I SAM-dependent DNA methyltransferase. The record is from RefSeq and is a predicted model, not a curated record. Bases 42 to 686 code for a protein of 214 amino acids. Lineage: Eukaryota; Fungi; Ascomycota; Eurotiomycetes; Eurotiales; Aspergillaceae. The transcript has a single exon.
CAAAUAUACCCAUGCAACCUUGAACCAUUCACUCGGGAACCAUGACUACCACUCAGGUGCUGACGGAAAACGCACUCCUUGCUCGGGCUCGCGCCUGCCUUAGCAAAGAGGACUGCAGGAUCCUCUACGCGGAAUGGGCCGCCACAUACAACUCUGACCUCGCAGACGCAUCUCAAGAAUACGUCGCCCCGAUGCUGCUCGCCCAAACAGCUUUGAAGUAUGUUCGCACCCCAGAGGUGUCGAUCCUGGAUGCCGGGUGCGGAACCGGGCUGGUUGGAGUGGCUCUCGCACAGGGCGGCGUCAAAACUAUCGACGGCUUGGACCUAUCGCCCGACAUGCUCAAGAUGGCAGAAGGCGCAGGAGUGUAUCGCAACCUUGAUUCAGGGGAUCUAACACAGCAGAUCGAGAAAGCGGACGACACGUAUGACAUCGUGACCUGCGCCGGCACUUUCACGCAUGGUCAUGUUGGUCCUGAUCCUGCAUUGAGAGAGUUCGUGAGAAUUACCAAGAAGAACGGCUUUGUUGCCGCCACUGUCAUCGAGGAUCUGUGGCUAUCAGGUGGGUUUGAACGGGAGGUUAAACGUCUGGAGGCAGUCGGUCUGGUCAAGGUGGUCAGCGUGGAGCUGAAGGACUAUAGAAGGGGCGUGGGCGACAAGGCUACAGUGAUCGUCCUCGAGAAGCUGUGA